Messenger RNA from Coffea eugenioides, 4006 nucleotides. Its product is annotated as extra-large guanine nucleotide-binding protein 1. The coding region runs from base 511 to 3453 and encodes 980 amino acids. Gene Ontology annotation, biological process: G protein-coupled receptor signaling pathway. The record is from RefSeq and is a predicted model, not a curated record. Lineage: Eukaryota; Viridiplantae; Streptophyta; Magnoliopsida; Gentianales; Rubiaceae. The transcript has 8 exons. Gene Ontology annotation, molecular function: GTPase activity; G-protein beta/gamma-subunit complex binding; guanyl nucleotide binding.
UGUUUCCUUCUUCUGCCGUCUUUUUCCCCCACUCUCCCUACUCGAAAGCAACAGAGGCCUAACUCCUCGUCACUUUCCCGAUACACUCUUUCCUCCAUUGCAACCCAACCAGAAGUCUGUCUCUGUGGUCCCUAGCUUAGGAUUUUACCUUCAGCAUUUGAUCUUGUCCGCUCUACCUCCGGUUCCUAUUCCUUAAUCCCAGUUCAAUUAAGACAUAUGCUUGUAGCUCCCUGAAUUCCUCUUUCACUUUUAUUCUUUUCCACUUCUCCCAGGAAUCCCUUCUUUUCUAGUAGCUGCAGGCCAAGAUAAGCACUUCUCUUUAUGCUCCCAAAAAAUCCAUCCCUUAUUUCGUGUUAUUUUUUUCUGUAAUUUUCGUUUGGACAUUUUGUCUUUUUUUGGGUUUCGGGUCUGUGUAUAUCUUGAUUUAGCUCCACUUGGGAUAAACUUUUCGACAUCGCGAAUGGUACUUUUAGCGAAAAGCUGUUAAGGGGUAAAUCCGGAGGAGGGAAAAUGUCGCCGGAAGUGGGGAACAUAGUGGUGGAGGAGAGGUUGGAGUUUGCUUUUGCCAUGGAAUAUCACGGCCCACCAAUUACUAGCGAGCUUCCGCGGGCGGUGCCCAUCAAUGUCGAUCGGAUUCCGGUGGCCGCGGUGGUUUCACAGAUGCCUUUGCCUGAUAAGUUGUCCUUACCAGUAGUUCAGCCAAUAUUAGCGAAUAAUUUAACUAAAAAGUUUUCCAAAGAGUUGAAAUUCCUAGGGUCUGAAUCCAAUGUUUCGCCAACUUCUGUUAUUGCGUUUGAAUCGCCAAAUGGUGCUGUUAUUAGGGAUGAGUCUCUGAGUAAAGAACUAGCUUCAGGGUCUGAAAUUACUGUUUCUCCUAGCUCGGUAUAUGCAUUUGAGGAAAGACGGCCUGGUAAUGAUGGCUGCGAUUUAUCAGGAGAGUUAAGUAGUUCUCUUGAUACGCACUAUCCCUGCGGUCAAUAUGAAUCAGGAGAGUUGUCUGGUAUGGUUGAUAGGUCAAAUGGUUUGGGAUCUUCCUCCAUUAGCCAUGAUCACUCACGCGAGUUGUUGAACGGGGUGGGGAGUUCCGGGCCAUUGGGAUUCUCUGGCAGCUUUGAGAAGUCAAGGGAAUUAUCAGAAAGCUCCCGUAAAAUGAUGAUUUCUAGAGACUAUAAAGGGAGUUUGGACUAUAAUAAUGAUUUGAACAAGCCUGAUUGGGCCUCAAAUGAGUCGGUAAUUAGUGUGGAUUACCCGUCUUCUCGGGUAUCCUCUCUUAAGGUUGCAGAUGGCUGUAAUGAACCUGGUUGUGAUGUGAAACGAGCCCCAGUUGUGACUUUCUGUGAUAUUGAGUCUGAGGAUGAGGACUCUAAUGACCGCUUUAGUCGAGCUGGUCCUGAGGUAGUUCGUGCAAAGAAGGAACCUGCAGUCAGGGUGAGGAAAGGGGCAUGUUAUAGAUGCUUGAAAGGAAAUAGGUUUACUGAGAAGGAGGUCUGUACAGUUUGUGAUGCUAAAUUUUGCAGUAAUUGUGUGCUGAGAGCAAUGGGGUCUAUGCCAGAAGGAAGAAAGUGCCUUAGUUGCAUUGGUUUUCAGAUUGAUGAGUCAAAGCGAGGUAAUUUGGGAAAGUGCUCUAGAAUGCUCAAGCGGUUGCUCAAUGACUUGGAGAUCCGUCAGAUUAUGAAAGCUGAGAAACUAUGUGAAGUAAAUCAGCUGCCACCAGAGUAUGUCUGUGUAAAUGGAAGACCUCUUUGUUAUGAGGAGCUAAUUCUUUUGCAAAGCUGCCCAGCCCCUCCAAAAAAAUUAAAACCAGGAAAUUAUUGGUACGACAAAGUAUCUGGUCUUUGGGGAAAGGAAGGGCAGAAGCCUUCUCAAAUUAUUAGUCCCCAUCUGAAUGUUGGUGGUCCUAUCAAGCCAGAUGCUAGCAAUGGAAACACUCAGGUUUAUAUUAAUGGCCGUGAAAUCACAAAAGUAGAACUAAGAAUGUUGCAGUUGGCCGGUGUACAAUGUGCAGGAAACCCACAUUUUUGGGUGAACGAGGAUGGUUCUUACCAAGAAGAAGGACAGAAGAAUACCAAAGGGUAUAUCUGGGGCAAGGCUGGAACAAAGCUGGUUUGUGCUGUUCUCUCUCUUCCAGUUCCUUCAAAAUCCUCUUGUGCUUCUGGAGAUCAAUUCAGUAAUAUUGUCAGUCAUACAGCACCUGACUACCUUGAGCAGAGGGCACUCCAAAAGUUUCUUUUAAUUGGAUAUAGCGGAUCUGGAACAAGCACCAUAUUUAAGCAGGCCAAAAUACUUUACAAAGACGUCCCUUUCUCAGAGGAUGAGCGUGAGAACAUUAAACUAUUGAUCCAGAGCAAUGUGUAUAGAUACCUUGGUAUACUUCUCGAGGGGCGCGAGCGUUUUGAAGAGGAGAAUUUGAACGAUUUAAGGGUAAAUCAGCCUUCGAGUGAAGAUGAGCUCAUAGGGCGUACUGAUGGUGGAGAGGAACAAACCAUCUAUUCCAUUUGUCGAAGGCUGAAAGCUUUCUCUGAUUGGCUUCUCAAAGUUAUGGUGUCAGGUAAUCUUGAAGCUGUUUUCCCUGCUUCUAUUCGGGAAUAUGCCCCUCUGAUUGAGGAAAUGUGGAGCAGCUCAGCCAUUCAGGCAGCCUAUAAGCGGAGGUCUGAGCUGGAAAUGCUACCAAGUGUUGCUGGUUAUUUUUUAGAGCGGAUGGUUGACAUACUGAGAUUCGAUUAUGAACCAACUGACGUGGAUAUCCUUUAUGCCGAGGGUGUUACUUCAUCCAAUGGGGUUGCUUGUGUGGAUUUCUUAUUCCCCGAACCAGCAUAUGAAGAAAACUUUAACAGCAGUGAUCAACAUGAUUCUCUGCUCAGGUUCCAGCUUAUCAGAGUGCAGUCAAGAGGAUUUGGAGAAAACUGCAAGUGGCUGGAGAUGUUUGAAGAUGUUCGAAUUGUCAUAUUCGCUGUGGCCUUAAGUGACUAUGAUCAGUUUGCCGUUGAUGAAAAAAGAAGCUUGGUGAACAAGAUGAUGUUGAGCAGAAAGUUCUUUGAGAGCAUUGUUUCUCAUCCAACUUUUGAUCAGAUGGACUUUCUUCUAUUGCUUAACAAAUAUGAUUUGUUCGAGGAAAAGAUAGAACGGAUUUCUCUAACCAAAUGUGAAUGGUUUGAUGAUUUUCAUCCAGUAACGAGUCGUAAUCGUGCCAACAGUUCUAACAGCAGUGUCAACCAUGCACCCUCCUUGGGACAGCUGGGUUUCCAUUACAUUGCUGUCAAAUUCAAGAGGUUGUUUUCUUCUCUCACCGAUCGAAAGUUGUAUGUUUCAUUGGUGAAUGGUUUGGAGCCAAAUAGCGUAGAUCAAUCACUCAGGUUUGCAAGGGAGAUUGUCAAGUGGGAUGACGAGAGGCCAAAUUUUAGCGCCAGUGAGUAUUCAGUUUAUAGCACUGAGGCAAGUUCUUUCUCUCAUUGAUACCAGGUGAGGCUUUAGAUGGCUUUUGUAGCCGAGAUACGUCAAUAUACAGCACCACUGUACAGAAACAGCACCACUGUAUAAAACAAGAUAAUCAUAGUUCUAAUGGUCAGACGUCUGGAAUUUGGUAGUGUUGUGAGUUGUUGCCGCCGGCUACUGGGCUGGCAUGACAUUAUUGUGGACUGAAUCACACCGAGUUGGAUGCCAAUACACUGCUGGUUAUGCUUUAACACGUUCUCGAAGUGAUUUGGUUUUCUUCUGAUAUCACUGCUACUUUGACAUAGUUGCUGCGAGCUUUGACACGAAUGGAAGAAAGAAAAAUACCAGUUCUCGUCCUUGCAAAUUCAUUCAACAGUUCGAAAUGAAGAUCUAUGAUGAUGGUGAUAUUUGUAAAAUGUAAUUUUUCCAAUGUUUAUGCUCUACUUUCCAUCCAGCCAGAGCGUGUAAAUUGUACAUUAAAAGUGUGGAAGGAAUCACUCUAAUCUAUCUUUGAGUAGUAUUUAGUAAGAGGAAAUAUUAGGCCUUGCUUGGAUUGCUUGUUUCCGUCGGAAAA